Python bivittatus (Burmese python) is the source of this 3622-nucleotide messenger RNA. The record is from RefSeq and is a predicted model, not a curated record. NCBI's taxonomy places the organism in Eukaryota, Metazoa, Chordata, Lepidosauria, Squamata, Pythonidae.
UUUGCGCAGGCGCAGUUAGGCCUCAUCGAAUUUCGAAUCUUGGCGCAAUUAUUUGGAGGAGAAGUCGCUGCGCUGUCUGUCCGCAAACAGGCGGGUGGCCGUCGUGGUGAGGUAGUGCAUCUGAAUAUUUGGAACCAUGGGAGUAACUAGCCUGUGGCAGAUCCUGGAACCUGUCAAGCAACAUGUCCCUCUCUGCAGUCUUAAAGGAAAAACAUUGGCUGUUGAUUUAAGUCUCUGGGUGUGUGAAGCACAGACAGUUAAAAAGAUGAUGGGAAUAGUCACAAAACCUCAUCUUAGGAAUCUUUAUUUUCGUGCCUCUUCUUUAACAUUAAUGGGGAUUCACCUGGUGUUUGUCAUGGAGGGUGAUCCCCCAAAGUUGAAAACAAGCACAGUGCGGAAGAGAACGGAAGCUCGCUUUGGGCCAUCAGAAAAGCCUGAGACUGCAAGAAUGGGGAGAUCCCGUUUCAAAUUUCUUUUGAAAGAGUGCCUUGAGCUGCUGGAGUGCUUGGGAAUCCCAUGGAUUCAAGCAGCUGGAGAAGCAGAGGCAAUGUGUGCUUACCUGAAUGCAAAUGGCUAUGUGGAUGGGUGCAUCACCAAUGAUGGAGAUAUCUUCCUUUAUGGUGCUCAGACAGUUUACCGCAAUUUUACCAUGAACUCCAAGGACCCACAUGUUGACUGCUAUUUGAUAUCUGCUAUUGAAGAGAAACUAGGCUGCAGCAGAGAAUCUCUGAUCGGAUUAGCAAUUCUUCUUGGCUGUGAUUAUCUUCCUAAGGGAGUUCCUGGAGUAGGAAAAGAACAGGCUUUAAAAUUGAUCAAAACUUUGAAAGGACAGAGUUUACUGCAAAGAUUGGAGAAUUGGAAAGACCACUUCCAGUCUGGUGAUAUCCCCGUAUCAAGAGCUAAAAAAGUGGUUCACUGUUCUGUGUGUCGCCAUCCAGGAUCUUAUAAAGACCAUGAGGACAUGGGAUGUCAUCUCUGUGGCAGUGUGGGAUAUUGUGAGCCCCAGGGUGCUGACUACUGCUGCCCCUGUGACUGGCACUCUUCUGAGUCAGAGUGGCAACAGAGCUUAGUGGAAGAAGGUAUUAAAAAAAAAGCCAAGGCAUGUGAAGGUUUUCCCUUUCCUGAGGUUGUCCAAGAAUAUCUCAUCAGCAAAGAUAAACCAGUGAAACUAAAUGGGAGCCAAAGGCCAAAUUUAUUAUCCUUUCAAAGAUUUGCUGUCAAGAAAAUGGACUGGACCGAGCAUUAUGCCUGUGAGAAAUUGUGUAGCCUUUUGACUUAUUACGACAUGAACAGAAAGAAGUCUGGCCAUACUGAUCCGAACCAGCUGCAGGCCCUGCGGAUAAUCAAGACACGGAUUAAAAAUGGAAUUCCUAGUUUUGAAAUUGUAUGGCGAAAGCCAGACCAUUACUCUGCUGCAACAGAGGAUCAACCUGCUGAUCCCUUUCUAAUAACAAUAGAAGAGUCGACAUUAUUUCAGGCUGCCUAUCCUGAAGUGGUUGCUUUGUAUCAAAUGGAGAAGUUGAAAAUUGGCAAAGAAAAAAAGGAAAGUAAGAAGAAACCUAAAGAGAAAGAAUGCUUAGCAGGGGACAGCAAAGUAGAAGAUACUUUUUCUUACCUGAACUUGCAAUCUGUGUGUGAAAACAUUCUCAGCCAAGAUUCAAAGUCUGAUUUUGAUUUGCAAAAAUUUCCAAAAAAGAGCUGUGAAUCUCUGUGUCUCUCUGAACCUGCAGAUUUUUCUACUGCAGUAGGAAAGCCCUGCAACUUCCUUAUUGCUUCACAAAAUACAGAAAAUGAAUAUAAACCUCCUAAUUCUUUAAUCUCACAAACAGAAUUAUUUGCUAAGGAGCUGAUGGCUUUUUCUGCAAGUACUGAUCUGCAGCUGAGUGACACUGACUGGGAAGGAACAUCCUUCAGCAUGUCUCCAAGGAAUGUUAAUCUUCCUUCAUAUUCAGAAUGUGAGUCUGGCCUAUGCAAUAAUUCUUUAAGGCAGUGCUCUCCACCGUACAGUAAAACAGCCAACUUCCUUGCACAGCAUUCAGAUUCUGCACAACAUGGUCCAGAUCUGGUCAGUGGUGUAGAUCACGCUAUUUCAAACACAGACUUUCCUAAAGAGCAGAAUGAUUUAUCUUUAAAAGAUCAAGCCUUUGUGGAAAGUUUAGAAGCUCUCCCCAAAGCUAAAAAUGUGCCUUUGUUAAAUGCCAUACAGUUGCAAGAACAAAUAAAGAGAACUUCUAACCCUGAAGGGGAAUUUUCAUCUCCUACUGACAGCACUCAGGAAAUUGAAAAUGUGAUGUUACUGGAAAAACACCUGCAGGGGUUAAGCUUAGAGAACUAUAGAGAACAUCUCCAAACUUCUGGGAACCCACAAUCUGCAGCCGAUAAAGUCACGGAUUCAGGAAGUUCUUUGAGGUUGUGCACUGAAAUGCUAGAACUGACUUGCUUAGAAAACAAAGAGCAAAUUUUGCCUGCUAGGUCAAAUAAAGUCCUAGAUAACUGUCAGACUGGGAAAAAGUCUGUGCCAAGAAUCAUGAAAACCUCACUUAAGAAGAGUGUGUGCCAAACUAGUUAUCAUGCUGAGGACAGUGAUAGUGAAAAUGUGAUGGGCAGGAGGAAAGGUCAUAGGAUCCCAAAACAGCAAAGAAAGAAUCAUACAGUUCAGCUGAAGGACAAGUGCAAUGGCAAAAGGGGCAACAAGGAAUUGGCAUUUGAAAUUCAGCCAGAACCAAAGGGGAAAGAUAAGGAUACUCUUAAAUUACUUAACACUAAUUUAUCAGCUGAAGACCAUCUGCUUCUACCUCUCUCCAAGUCUCCAAGUCUCUCCGAGUAUUGUGGAUUUGAUCCUUGUCUUCAGGAGACCAGAAAUGAUUUGAACAUGUGGUUUGAGAGUCCACUGCCUCUGUCUGAAAGACUGAAGCUCAAAUUGCAGAGCAGUUGAGAACUUCCUGCUCCCCUCUCCCUGAUGUCUUUAUCCAGAUAUGUCUCAAAUGUCUUGAUAUGUUUUAAAUGUCCUCUAAAUUUAGUAAGCUCCAUAACUUAAUUGUGAGUGGUGGAAAAUUGGAAGUAGGAUCAUGUCUGAAGUGAAAUGACUGUCAAAUUAAGUUCUUCGAGCAACCUUUCCGUAGUGACUUCCUCUAAUUCUGACUAAUGGACAUGCUGCGAGUUGUGCUGAAGUUUUCCUAAACAAUUUGCUUGAGUAGAAAUAUCAGUUACACCACAAUGGUAUGAACUCAAUAAUAAAUAAAUAAUAAUGUUGGGGGUUUUGCCGAGUAUUAAACAUGUAAUAGCUUGCUCAUAUAUAUCUGGAUGACAGUAGUAAAGCUGCUGAUAUUUUUACACUUACUGAUUGGGUUUAGUAUAUGUUUUUGCUAUACUAAAAAAGUAGUAUAGCAAAAACAUGUACUAAAAAAGUAUAUAUUGUGCUAUAUAUAGCUUUUCAGGUCCAAAUCAAAUAAUGCUCUAGAUCCAGCCUUAGAGUCAAUCCCUACACAUACAACAGAGUUAAGUGCUAGAAUUGUGAAGUAGUAAAAUAGCAAUUGGAGAUAGCAAUUGGGAAUUAUGCCUGUAAGAUACUUUUUGGAAAUAGAAAUCUAACUUAAUCAGAGAGGACUACUACAGCCUAGUA